Molecule: messenger RNA, 1888 nt
Organism: Elaeis guineensis (African oil palm)
Lineage: Eukaryota; Viridiplantae; Streptophyta; Magnoliopsida; Arecales; Arecaceae
Biological process (GO): mRNA pseudouridine synthesis; tRNA pseudouridine synthesis
Cellular component (GO): nucleus
Molecular function (GO): pseudouridine synthase activity; RNA binding
Source: RefSeq, a predicted model, not a curated record
CUCAAGAUGUCCUCCUCCUCCGCCACCGCCUCCGACGCCGACGACGGCCCCGUCACUGCCGCCGCCGACCCCGCCGCCGCGCCCCGGCGGCGUUACAAACGCCGAAAGGUCGCCAUUUUCCUCGGCUACUGCGGCGCCGGAUACCAGGGCAUGCAGAAGAACCCUGGCGCCCGCACCAUCGAGGGCGACCUCGAGGAGGUCCUCUUUCUCGCCGGCGCCAUCCCCGAAGCUGACCGCGGCCUUCCCCGCCGCUACGACUGGGCCCGCGCCGCCCGCACCGACAAGGGCGUCUCCGCCGCUGCCCAGGUCGUCUCCGGGCGCUUUUACGUCGACCCUCCGGGUCUCGUUGCCCGCCUCAACUCCCACCUUCCCGACCAGAUCCGGAUCUUUGGAUUCAAGCGCGUCACCAACUCCUUUAACGCCAAGAAGUUCUGCGAUCGCCGCCGGUACGUCUACCUCCUCCCUGUCUUCGCCCUCGACCCCUGCGCCCACCCCGAUCGGGAGGCCGUCAUCGCGAGCAUGGGGUCAGGGAACGAGCUCGCCCGGUGCCUCGAGUGCUCCGAACGCGGCCGGAAGGUCCCCGGUCUCAUGGGUCGAGAGCCGAGGACAUCAGGUGGUGAAGAAAGGAAUGAUCUUGACAGUGGUGGAGUAGGUGGGGAGGACGACAGUGCCUCCAAUUUGAAUUCGGAAACUAGGGUUUCGACUGGUUGUAUUGGCGAAGAUAGCAACAAAGCUAACAAAGCUGGCAAUGGCGAGUUUGAAUCAAAUAAGGUACAAAAAUCCGAGCUUGGCGGCAGUUCAGCGGGUGGAGAGCAUGGUGGCGCUUCUGAUUUGAACGUUAAAGAUGAGACUGAUGAAGCGAAAAAUGGUGAAAUUGAAUCUGGGGUAGAUGAUGGUUCUGCUGCUAAUUCAAUUCUAGAUUCUAUAGUCGAUUCUGGGGCUUCUAAAGUGGAAGAAUGUAACAAAUUAGGGAAUGUGGAUUUUGUAGUUGAAGAUAAAACCAUAGUGGAGACACUGGUUUCAAUGGAGGAAAAGGGUGUAGAAACUGGAGUUGGUGAUAAUACUAAUGGCAAGCAAAUGGCUGUGAGAAAAAGUGGGUUCUCUUAUGGGGAUGAGGAGAGGGAGAGGUUUAACAGAAUACUAAAGCAUUAUGUGGGAACUCACAACUUCCAUAACUUCACGACAAGAACUAAGGCCGAAGACCCCUCUGCUCGGAGGUAUAUUAUUUCCUUCAGUGCUGAUCGUGUCGUUAGUAUUGAGGGGAUUGAUUUUGUCAGGUGUGAGGUCGUUGGUCAGAGUUUCAUGCUUCAUCAGAUACGCAAGAUGAUUGGCCUUGCUGUUGCAGUGAUGAGGAACUGUGCACCGGAGUCAUUGAUGGAUACAGCAUUAAGAAAGGAAGUAAACAUUAACGUGCCAACUGCACCUGAGGUUGGAUUGUACCUGGAUGAAUGCCUUUUCACUUCUUAUAACCAGAAGUGGAAGGAUUCGCAUGAGGAGUUGUCCAUGAAAGCUUAUGCAGAAGAGGCUGAGGAGUUUAAGAUGAAGUACAUAUACACUCACAUAGCAUCUAUGGAGCACAAAGAAGGAGCUGUGGCAUUGUGGCUUCACUCCUUGAACUACCGUAAUUACCCUGAUUUCCAUUUUGUGGAGACAAAUAAGGAGCAUUUUGAUGCAGGACAAACUCAAGUUCCUCAAGCAGAUAACUUGAGAGAGUGAUUGCUUUUGGAAGAAAAUUGGUGUUAUCUAUCUUUUCUGCAUCAACAGAGGACAAAUUUUGUACUUUGUAGGAAGCCAUAAAAAGCUUCGAUCCUUCUGUAUCCAUCUUGGUAACUUUAUUUGAAAAAUAAUUUUGAAUCUGUUGAAAUAUUUGACAAAUAAUUUGAAUCUA